AUGGCUAAAUUUGUAUCUAUUGUACUUGCAUUCACUUUGGUUUGCACUUGUGUUUUUGCUACUACAAUUCCAUUAGAAGGUCUUUUACCAAAUGGUAACUUUGAAGAACCACCAAAAGCGACUGAUAUUAAAAAAACUGUCCUGCUUCAUAAAACUGCCUUACCAAAAUGGGAGAUUACCGGCCUAGUGGAGUACAUCCAUGGUGGGCCUCAGCCCGACGGAAUGUACUUUCCAGUGGCAAAUGGGGUUCAUGCCGUCAAGCUUGGGAUUGAAGCUACGAUUUCUCAAACAUUAGCCUUGAAGAAAGGCUCAUUGUACACUGUGACAUUUGGUGCUUCAAGAACUUGUGGUCAGCAACAGGCAUUAAGAGUGUCUGUGCCGCCGUAUUCAGGAGACCUUCCGCUACAAACUUUGUACUGCAGUGAUGGUGGUGAUGUGUAUGCAUAUGGAUUUAGAGCAAGUUCGAGUAAUGUGAAGUUGACCUUUAGUAACCCUGGCGCUAAAGAGGACCCGAAAUGUGGCCCAAUCAUUGAUGUUGUCGCUAUUAAAGAGCUCCUCCCUCCGAAGGCUACUAACCAUAACUUGGUGAAAAAUGGUGGAUUCGAGGAAGGUCCUUAUGCAUUAUCAAACAGCUCCAACGGGGUUCUCCUACCUCCUCGACAACAAGACAUAACAUCUCCUCUCCCCGGAUGGAUCAUUGAGUCUAUAAAAGCGGUUAAACUCAUCGACUCCAAGCACUUCAAUGUACCAAAUGGGUUUGCAGCCAUUGAGCUAUUAUCCGGAAGAGAGAGUGCCAUUGCACAAAUCAUCCGCACUAUCCCAAACAAGCUUUACAAGUUAACAUUUGCCAUCGGGGACGCCAACAACUCGUGCCACGGAGACAUGAUGGUUGAAGCAUUUGCUGGCAGAGAUACACUAAAAGCGCCAUUCAAGUCCGAAGCAAAGGGGAAAUGGAAGAUGGUCAGUAUGCAAUUUACAGCAGUAUCCGCGAGAACUAGAGUUAGCUUCUAUAGCUCGUAUUACCAUACUCGGGUUGAUGAUACUGUAUCUCUUUGUGGGCCUGUUGUUGAUCAAGUUAAGGUUCUAUCGGUACGAUCAUAA
Messenger RNA from Erigeron canadensis, 1101 nucleotides. RefSeq lists its product as uncharacterized. The record is from RefSeq and is a predicted model, not a curated record. Gene Ontology annotation, cellular component: cell wall; plasma membrane. Bases 1 to 1101 code for a protein of 366 amino acids. The transcript has 3 exons. NCBI's taxonomy places the organism in Eukaryota, Viridiplantae, Streptophyta, Magnoliopsida, Asterales, Asteraceae.